This is a messenger RNA of Necator americanus (New World hookworm), 498 nucleotides long. RefSeq lists its product as uncharacterized. Gene Ontology annotation, molecular function: structural constituent of ribosome. Gene Ontology annotation, cellular component: ribosome; cytosolic large ribosomal subunit. The record is from RefSeq and is a predicted model, not a curated record. The transcript has 4 exons. The coding region runs from base 1 to 498 and encodes 165 amino acids. Gene Ontology annotation, biological process: translation. Lineage: Eukaryota; Metazoa; Nematoda; Chromadorea; Rhabditida; Ancylostomatidae.
AUGGGUGGUGCCAGCAAGGAUUUCACCACGCUCCUAGCCACUACGUUCCACCGAAGCGCCUCGAAAGAAGCUGCGUUCGCAAUUGCGGUAAAGAUGGUGACUGUAUCCGGUACAAAAGUUAAGAUCGUUAAGAAGAAGGUCACCAAGUUUAAGAGACAUGAGUCCGAAAGGUAUCACCGCCUGAAGCCAAACUGGCGCAAGCCAAAAGGUAUUGAUAAUCGCGUUCGCCGGCGAUUCCGAGGAAUGCGUGCUAUGCCCAACAUUGGUUUCGGAUCCGACAAGAGAACUAAGUUUGUUCUUCCAUGUGGCUACAAGAAGGUGUUAGUCAGGAAUGUCAAGGACCUAGAUAUGCUUCUUAUGCAGUCGUUCCGAUACAUCGGUGAGGUCGCACAUAGUGUCUCAGCACAGUCCCGCAAAGCAAUUGUUGAGCGUGCAGCACAAUUGAACAUUAAGCUGACGAAUGGGCAUGCCCGUAUUCGCACAGAAGAAAGCGAGUGA